This is a messenger RNA of Mangifera indica (mango), 797 nucleotides long. RefSeq names its product histone H2A.6. The coding region runs from base 92 to 499 and encodes 135 amino acids. Gene Ontology annotation, cellular component: nucleosome. Gene Ontology annotation, molecular function: protein heterodimerization activity; structural constituent of chromatin; DNA binding. The record is from RefSeq and is a predicted model, not a curated record. The transcript has 2 exons. NCBI's taxonomy places the organism in Eukaryota, Viridiplantae, Streptophyta, Magnoliopsida, Sapindales, Anacardiaceae.
UUUCGUUUCCUCAUUAACACGGGUGAAGGCUACAUCGUUCUUUCUCGUUCUGUUUUUAAAAUUCUCUUCGUUAAAAGUUUCUUCUGUCGAGAUGGCGGGUCGGGGCAAAACUCUCGGAUCCGGUGCGUCCAAGAAGGCCACAUCACGGAGUAGCAAGGCUGGUCUCCAGUUCCCCGUCGGGCGUAUUGCUCGAUUCCUCAAGGCUGGGAAGUACGCCGAGCGUGUAGGUGCCGGUGCCCCUGUUUACCUGGCCGCCGUCCUUGAAUACCUCGCUGCUGAGGUUCUUGAAUUAGCUGGAAAUGCUGCACGAGACAACAAGAAAACUCGCAUUGUCCCGCGACACAUUCAAUUGGCAGUGCGAAAUGAUGAGGAGCUCAGCAAACUUCUGGGAGAUGUCACAAUCGCCAACGGUGGUGUCAUGCCUAACAUCCACAACCUCCUCCUCCCCAAGAAGGCUGGGGCAUCUGGCUCAAAAGCUGGUGCUGAUGACGACAGUUAAUUCAUUUAUUGAAUGAAGAUAAAUGAAAUUGAAAAUGAGAACCCUAAUGUUGUCUUCUGAUGCAAUUUAGUGUCUUCAUCUAGUUUAGUUUUAAUUCUUUUUUUGAGUUUCAAAAUUAGGGUUCUGAGCCACAUGUGUUGGCAGUAGCUCCUUGUAGUGGCUAUAGUUGUCAAAGUAGUAGUUGUGUAUAUGAUCUUCUUCUGGUAGUUGCUUAAUAGAAGAAUUGAGAUCUCAAAUCCUAUUUUGUUUUUCCUGGCUCUUCAAUUAUUGGCCAUAUGAAUGCCGGAUUCAAGUUCAA